AUGCGCACCGCCAUGCUGCGCGGCCGUAUCUCGCCAGCAGCCCUGGCCUCCCCGAAGACCCCGUUCCAGGUCCGCAUGGGCAGCACCACCUCGACCCGAAUGGCCACCCCAACGAUUCAGCCCUCAAUGCUCCUCCAAACAAGCUUACGGCCGCAGAACAACUCGAUUCCGGCCUCGUGUGUGCUCCGGACCACCGUCCGCGCGAACUCGACCUCCUCCGCGCCCCCGAUGGACGAAGCCAAGUUGGACUGGAACUCGUUUUUCAAGCUGCGGGCUACUCGUCGGAGGUACUCUGUUGCGUCGUCUGCUGUGACCUCGGUUGUCACUACUGUUUUCGGUGUGCAGUACCUGUCGACUCAAGAUAUUGAAUCGCUGGGAGCGCAGGUGAUGGGAUUGGACCCGAUUGUGGUUCUGGGUAUGUCGACGAUGGCGUGCGGUGCGGCGGGUUGGUUGUUGGGUCCGUUUGUUGGUAAUGGACUCUGGUCGUUGGUGAACCGGAAGUACACGGCUGCUUUUGCUAGGAAAGAAAAAGAGUUCUUCGACCGCAUUCGCCGCUUCCGUGUCGACCCCUCGUCCAACUCGAUUGCGAACCCUGUGCCCGAUUACUACGGUGAGAAGAUUGGCAGUGUGCAGGGAUACCGGUCGUGGUUGAAGGAUCAGAGAGCGUACAACCGGAAGAGGCGCAGCUUCAUCGUUUAG
This is a messenger RNA of Aspergillus glaucus CBS 516.65, 699 nucleotides long. Its product is annotated as presequence translocated-associated motor subunit PAM17. The coding region runs from base 1 to 699 and encodes 232 amino acids. Lineage: Eukaryota; Fungi; Ascomycota; Eurotiomycetes; Eurotiales; Aspergillaceae. The transcript is spliced from 2 exons. Gene Ontology annotation, biological process: protein import into mitochondrial matrix. Gene Ontology annotation, cellular component: PAM complex, Tim23 associated import motor. The record is from RefSeq and is a predicted model, not a curated record.